Rangifer tarandus platyrhynchus (Svalbard reindeer) is the source of this 546-nucleotide messenger RNA. Lineage: Eukaryota; Metazoa; Chordata; Mammalia; Artiodactyla; Cervidae. The record is from the annotation of a GenBank genome assembly.
AUGUUCAAGAAAUUUGAUGAAAAAGAAAACGUGUCGAACUGUAUCCAGUUGAAAACUUCCGUUAUUAAGGGCAUUAAGAACCAGUUGAUGGAGCAGUUUCCCGGCAUCGAACCGUGGCUGAACCAAAUCAUGCCAAAGAAGGAUCCGGUCAAAAUAGUGCGAUGCCACGAGCACAUAGAAAUCCUCACGGUGAACGGGGAGCUGCUUUUCUUCAGGCAAAGGGAAGGGCCCUUCUACCCAACGCUGAGGCUGCUGCACAAGUAUCCGUUUAUCCUGCCCCGCCAGCAGGUGGACAAGGGAGCCAUCAAGUUCGUGCUCAGCGGAGCCAACAUUAUGUGCCCAGGCCUGACCUCGCCGGGGGCCCGCCUCUUCCCCGCCGCAGUGGACACGGUGGUGGCGAUCAUGGCGGAGGGAAAGCAGCACGCCCUGUGCGUGGGCGUCAUGAAGAUGUCCGCGGACGAGAUCGAGAAAGUCAACAAAGGAAUCGGCAUCGAGAACAUCCAUUACCUCAAUGACGGGCUGUGGCACAUGAAGACGUACAAGUGA